GAAAGCAAAGCACUGCAACAGACAACUGUACAACAUAUAAAACAAGAGUUGCAAGCCCACCCCAUUUACUUUAUCACAGUUUCGAAGAUACUCAAGAAAAAAAAAAAACGAAAAAACGAAUUCGACAAUGGAGCGCGAAACGCAGCAGCAAGGAAUUCCCAACAACCCAACCGCCAAUCAAAACGCAGCUUUAAUCAACUCCUUUAUCGAAAUCACCUCUUCUUCCAAGGAAGAAGCCCUCUUCUUCUUAGAAUCCCACCAGUGGGACCUCGACGCCGCCGUUUCGACUUUCCUCGACAACAACUCCACCGCAACCACCGCUGCACACCAACCGCACCCGAUCGCACCUCCACCUUCCCGCGACCUCAAUAAUUCCCCUACUCCCUCGCCGUCCGAUUCCCCUGAUUACUCUCCCUCACAAUCGCCUUCCCGCUCUCGCUCCCCUUCCCCUGUCCGCCCCUCUCGUGCCCCUUACCAGCUGCGGUCCCGCCGCAACGCUGAUAAGAAACCGUCUGGUAGCAAUAACGCUCGUGGCGUUCGGACCCUCGCGGAUCUGAACCGGACUCCCCCUGGUGGGUCCGACAGCGAUUCGGAUGAAGCCCAAGACUAUUAUACUGGUGGUGAAAAAAGUGGGAUGGUGAUUCGAGAUCCUUCCAAGCAUAAUGAUGUGGAUUCGAUAUUUAAUCAAGCGAGACAAGCGGGAGCUGUGGAAGGAUCUGAUGAUUAUUUCCGACCAUCGUCGUCGAGCACGAGAAGCUUCACUGGAACGGCGAGAUUACUCUCUGGAGAAACUGUGGCACCUGCUCCCCCCCCACCACCUGAAGUUGUCACUCACAAUGUUACUUUUUGGAGGAAUGGGUUUACCGUUGAUGAUGGGCCGUUGCGUCGCUUGGACGAUCCUGCCAAUGCUUCCUUCUUGGAGAGUGUGAUGAACUCUGAAUGCCCGAAAGAGCUUGAACCAACUGAUAGGAGUACAAAAUUGGAUCUUCACCUCUUUAGGCGGGAUGAAAACUACUCUGAACCAAAGAAGCACCAAAGUGUAUUUCAGGGUGUUGGGAGAACUCUAGGCAGUAGCAGCAGCCCCAGCCUUACUGCAUCUGAGCCAACUGCUUCUGCCAGUAGUAUCAUCACUGCACCAGUGCCAUCUAUGGGCCUGGUUGUGGAUUCAUCAUUGCCAACAACCUCUAUUCAGCUGAGGUUAGCAGAUGGUACACGCAUGGUCUCGCGCUUCAACUACCAUCAUACCAUCAGAGACAUCCGUGGCUUCAUUGAUGCAUCAAGACCUGGUGGAGCAAGGAACUACCAGUUGCUGACAAUGGGGUUCCCUCCUGAACAACUGUCUGAUCUGGACCAGACAGUAGAGCAAGCUGGAAUUGCUAGUUCAGUUGUUAUCCAGAAAUACUAGCCAAGUUUUGCUUUUUUCUUUUACCUCCAUGACUUAUUGACUCCGUGAUACAUCAUGCCCUCAAAACAUUUAAGUCUACUUCUCAAAGCUGUUGGGAUUCAUGUGACAGACCAGAAAAUCUGCUGUUGAUUACACUAGAACUGUUUUAGUCAGUUUGUCAUAUUGUAGACUAAAUUAUAAAAAUGUAGUCGAUAGGUUACAUGAAAGAACACUUUCAGCCUCAUAUUUGUAAAACAUAUUGUUACUUUCAUAAUUGAAAAAUUGCCCUUGGGCGUUUGGUAGGUUGUUA
This is a messenger RNA of Theobroma cacao (cacao), 1694 nucleotides long. RefSeq names its product plant UBX domain-containing protein 4. Gene Ontology annotation, cellular component: nucleus; cytosol. Lineage: Eukaryota; Viridiplantae; Streptophyta; Magnoliopsida; Malvales; Malvaceae. Gene Ontology annotation, molecular function: ubiquitin binding. The record is from RefSeq and is a predicted model, not a curated record. Gene Ontology annotation, biological process: nuclear membrane reassembly; Golgi organization; membrane fusion.